Molecule: messenger RNA, 1566 nt
Organism: Metopolophium dirhodum (rose-grain aphid)
Lineage: Eukaryota; Metazoa; Arthropoda; Insecta; Hemiptera; Aphididae
Product: protein FRA10AC1 homolog
Exons: 4
Coding region: 853-1548 (231 amino acids)
Biological process (GO): dephosphorylation
Molecular function (GO): phosphatase activity
Source: RefSeq, a predicted model, not a curated record
UUCAUAUAAUCUGUGUCAGUACGAUAGGCGUCGACAGCGCUCCUAGUGUUAGUCUUUCUUCCCAAUAGUAGUCGAAUAUUCUGUGACAUUACUCAAUUACUACAAUUCGUGCUCACAACAGUCACAAGUCACAUUAGUACAUUACACAGACUGCUAUAAUACCACGACAGAGGAUGUUUUUACUCAGAUACACUACAUUAUUAUAGAAAUCUGUGCUACAUUAUUAUAUAGUCACGAUUAUGGCCCCGAUGGCUUCAUAUAUUCUGUGAUUAUAGUACCCCUUUAUCAUAAUAUUACAUAAUAACAUGGUAUAUGCACAGAAUAUUCUGGGUUUCUGUGGUAUAAGCAAAAAAAAUUAGUAAAUACACCGAGAUAGAUAGCAGAUUUUGAAUUGUUAAUUUUCGUAUUUUUGUUCUCUAUAUUAUAUUUUGUAGUAUCUAACUAGUUAUAUAGUAUAAUGUACUAUAAUAGUUUUAUAGGAACUUGUCGUGAACAAAUUUAAUCGACGUUUUAAUAGCAUUGUAAUUACAAUAUUAUUAUAUUAAUUUUUAUUAUUUUCAUUCUUUUUUUUUUUAAUCAACUAGUGUAAACACUUGUUUGGUAAAUAUAAUGAAUAUUAUAAACUAUAAUUAUAAUUUAAAUAUAAUUCAUCGUAGCUUACUACUUAUUGCAAUUUAAACUGUUUAAAACUUCUCUAUAUACUGGUAUCUAUUUUACAAUUCAUAUAAAAUAUGGAAUUCGUUUUAUUUAAUUUCACUAAACUAAAAUCUAUCUGACCAAUUAUAUGAACGUUGUGACACUCAAUUAUUGUUUAUUUAUAAAUACAAACUAAAUAGUAAACACUAACGCAAUAUGGAUAGAAAAAAAUUGGUUGCUCUACAGCCGUUUGAAUUGCACAAAGAAUUAUUGGACAAGUAUCUAGAGUACUGCAAAUUCAUUGAUAUAAAAAAACGUGAAAAACGUGAUUUCGAUGUUAUACAGGAAAACCAUAAGUUUGUAUGGGAAGAAGACGACGAAGCUUCCACUUGGGAGCAGAAAUUGGCUAAGAAGUAUUAUGACAAAUUGUUCAAAGAAUAUUGCAUUUGUGACUUGAGUUUAUAUAAAAAGUCUAAGGUAGCAAUGCGUUGGCAAACUGAAGGUGAAUUGGUUAGUGGUAAAGGUCAGUUCAUUUGCGGCAAUAAAAUUUGUGAUGAAACAUCACAUCUACGGACAUGGGAAGUAAAUUUUAAUUACAUGGAACACUCUGUAACAAAAAAUACUCUAGUCAAACUAAGAUUAUGUAUGGAUUGUUCCAAUAAAUUGAAUUAUAAACAUAAAAAGAAAGAAGUCAAACGCCAAAUUUCCAAAUCGAAAAAAGAUAAAUCAAAACAUUCUAACAGAGAUCGAGAAAAAUCCGUUAGUCGACCAACUACUAGCGUUCAGAGUGAAAUACCAGUAACUUCUAAACUAGCCGUUGAAGAUAAUGUUUGGAGUGAACAGCAACAAAUAGAUGAGGAAAAACCAAGAGAAGAUGAUUUUGAAAAUUACUUAGAACAACUGCUAUUUUAAAUAAAUUGUUAUAUUUUA